Molecule: messenger RNA, 7765 nt
Organism: Gigantopelta aegis
Lineage: Eukaryota; Metazoa; Mollusca; Gastropoda; Neomphalida; Peltospiridae
Product: E3 ubiquitin-protein ligase RNF38-like
Exons: 9
Coding region: 664-2100 (478 amino acids)
Source: RefSeq, a predicted model, not a curated record
CAGGAGAGGACUAGGAAAUAACACUUGCACAAGGACGUGUAUAUAUUAUAGACAUUGCAUGUGAUCAGAUGUCCUAACAACCGUGAUCAGUGAACCAUAGCAUGGUAUGAACUGUGGGCGUAGCUACUGCGUGGAUGAAGGAUCCUGGCCUAUUAAUUGUGAUUUAAAGCAGUUAUUUGUUCAGCAUAAACCCUCCUCCCCUCCCUUCACAGUACUGUGACUUAGAAAAACUUUUAAUUUUAAUUUUUUUGUCUCAAAACCAAAAAGGACAGAAAAUCUUCAAUACCUGUACACUCCAACCAACUGGACCAAAUAUCGAUUGCUAACUCAUGCUGCGAUAAUUGGAUCCUGUAUACAUAAGAGAAAAAAGGGAUUGCCGUGGGUGGGGUGAACGAAGGGUGAGUAAGGGCAGGCUGGUACUGGGUUGGGCAAGGCUGUUCAGAUCACCACUGCAGCUUUAGGAAAAGGAAGGAAGGAAGGCUGUACAUUGUAUGUGUUUGUGUGUGUUUGUGUUCAGCGUUUGGCGGGUGAAUAAGGCCAGCCUGAAAUAUUCAUUCACUGUGUGGAAUAAGCAAGUCGGGUGAUCGGUGUUCGCCCUGUGCUACAUUGUGGAUCUAACUGAAACUGGGAGAGGAGCCCAGUUUUCCCAGCAUUAACGCUGUAAUGCAGGCCGUACAGCCGUGCUGCCCUGUCGGGAGUACAGUUAUGUUGAGAGAGGAAUUAAACGGCUCUCCGGUCGGAGACAUGUUCUGCUGUCACAGCUGUCUCAGAAAGUGGGAACCUCCACUGGACUUGAGUGAGAGUCCGAGUCGAAAGCGAAGGAAAACGUCUGGUGGUGUCAUUGACCUGACCGAUUCUCCGAGUCCCCCAGCAUGGGACGCCAUCGUCGAUAGCGCACGUCCCAUCCGUCGCCGCAGCUCCACCCAGAGACGGGUUCCUGGGGAACGGUGCAACACGCCACGAGCCAGACGCAGUCCUGGUACUAGAAGGCAGACGAGAGAAAGGAACACACUGCGGGAAGCCGAGUCCCCCGAAAGACGAGCGUUUCAGCCGCCUAAUUUGAUUGGACGACAGGUCCACCCAGCAGCCCUCCACCCCGGACAGCAAGCCCAUCAGCCAGUCAUGUUGGAGGUUGAUCAGGUCCAUGUUUCUGCGCCCGUGACCAUGACCCCGUAUGGAAUUCCGGUUUGCACUGGCCCGCACCAGAUCCCGGCGUGUGACAUUGCUCAUAUGCCGGUGUGCAGUACCCAGUCGACGUGGUCCAUUCCUGCCUGCACGAUGCAGCUGCCUGGCUGCAGUAUGCAGCACAUUCCAGCGUGCAGUCUCCAGCAGAUGCCAAUUGCGCACACGAUGCCCCCGCUCCUCCAUCACCCCCACCACCCACCACAACACCACCAGCUCCCCCACCAACAUCAUAAUGUUGCCGCUCCCACACACUUCUCCAGAGUACACCGGCCUCCGAUACAUGAAGACGAAGUUCACUUAAUGGCUGAGCACCAGUCCCCGUUUGGUCUGCACCCCGGUAUUCAGCACCGGGCUCCCCUCAACCCCUCACCCCCAGUUCUUCUACAGGAACCGGCCAUUCACCCAUCUCCACAUGAUUUAUACAUGCAAGGUCCCUAUCAAAGAUACUACGCAAGGCGGUCGACAGGAAGAAAUCGCUUGCGCAAUUCUCUGCCCCUGCCUUCACCGCCUCCCUACCCAGGAUUUCUUCUUCACUUUUUAGCAAUGCUAGGGAACCCGCCAGUGCCUCCUUAUGGUCGCGAUGCUGUGGAUGAAGCCUCAGAAGUUGAAAAUUAUGAGGCUCUGCUCAAUCUAGCAGAACGACUGGGUGAGGCAAAGCCACGUGGUUUGACGAAGGCCGACAUAAAGCAGUUGCCAGCGUACUGCUUUAACAGCGAGAUGCGGCGGUCUGACCUCGACCAGACAUCGUGUGUUGUGUGCAUGUGUGACUUCGAGAACCGCCAGCUACUGCGAGUUCUGCCCUGCAGUCACGAGUUCCACGCAAAGUGUGUCGACAAGUGGCUUAAGACAAAUCGUACAUGCCCCGUCUGUCGAGCUGAUGCCACUGACCUGUUGAUGCCUCCGCCGUCGGAAUAAGACUGUUGCAAGACUUGGCAAUAACUAAGAUGUUUAAUUUAGACGAAGACCUAAUAAUACAGCCUAUCUAUUUUCAAUGCUGGAAAAGGUUGUGAGCACUUCUUUAGUCACAAGAAAUUUUGGCAUUUGGCAAGUGGACAAAGUGCGAAUUCAACUUUUUUCUUCUUUUUUUUUUUUCUCUCAUUGAAGGGCGAGAUCAGCAAGAACAUUAAAUAUUUUGUUGAAAAAUGUCUUAUGCUGAAUGUCCUAAAGUCUGGAGGUGAUUCUUAUGAUAAGAAAGCUGAAAUUAACAGUAUAAAAUGCAAUCAUGCAAUCCUUUUGACGACAGUUUAUUCGGGUAUGGUAUUUUGAAUGUACAUUUUGUUGUCAGAAGGGUAACAGACAUACAACGGAAACGGGUAUUCUGUGAACUUGCAGGAGCGUGUCGGGCUUGUUGCAAACAUACAGAAGUGAUUACAGUGCAUUUGUAAAACAGACAAAACACUUUGACAAUGAAUUUACAAAUGAGAAACUGAAUUUUCAUGAAAGAAACCCGGUCUAUUUGUGGAGAAGCGUAUAAAAGUAUCAAGCAUAUUCUGUAUAGUCCAGAUAUAAGCCAGCUAUCCCACAUGUGGUGUUCUGUCAAUUUGGAAACGAGAAACGGGCAUAUUUUUUUUUGGAGAGACUUUUGUAGAUGCCUUUUUAAGUGCACUGCAGAUUUGCAUACAGAGUAACUCGGUUACGGAAGACUGUUGUACAUACACAAAAUGUUCUGUGUUCUUUUGCAUAACUUGUAUCAUCUCUUACCUCAUAAUGUGUGCUGUAAGCAGUGCGUAAAGUGUGAGUGUGUGUGGAGCUUUGUGCUUUGCUUGUAGGGAUCAAAUGAUGUGAUUGAGAAAUGCAGAAUAGCAAAUAGAUGUUACCGAUGUCAGCAGCAAUUUCAUUUUGUUUAUUUUCAUCAAUUGGCCUUAAUUGAACGGAAUUGGUCACGGGGUUUUUGGUGCCAAAAUCAUGAGCUUAGUUAUUUAUUAUAAUUUUUGAAAUGCUACAAAAGUUUUUUAAAGAGACAAACUUUUUUCUUUUCUUUUCUUUUUCUAUUCAUAUUAAGUUGUGCUGGUUGACUGCAAUGCUGUAAUACAGAGUAAUAAACACAGUACAGUCAGCUCCAGCUAGUUGAAUACAUAUCUUAUUCGAGAAAUCAUAAAGCAAUAAAUUAUUAUUAUCUGGACUGGUUAUGGGGAAAACAAUCAUCCCCUGAUUUAUAUUAAAAUUUAGUAUAAUUUAUUUGAAAUUAUAAAUAUAUUGCUACAAAGAUGUUUCUGGGUUGUAAUAACAUUGAUUAAGUUAGCUGCAUGUUGGAGCCUAAAAACCUGGUGCCAAAAUUAGUGGUUGUGUACCUGCCAAGAAGAAAUAUGAGGUCAUUUAAUAUUUCCAGUAAUAAUAUGCAUGUUUGUUUUUUCUUUCUGUCCUUUUGUGUUUAUGACUUUCCACAUAAUUUGUUUUUAUAAACACAGGACAAAUAUUUGUCUGUUAUUGCUGUUAAGUGGAAUGUUUGUGGAGCUGUACAUUAUUGUGAUUGUUCUUUUUCUUUUUUUCCUUUAAUUUUUUCUUUUUUCUUUUUUUUUUCUUUUUUAAAUGCUUCAACAUUAAUGCUUUAAUUUGAUCUGGUAAAUAAUAAUGGUUUAUUUUUAUUAGUUAAAACAGAUCAUCUGCUAUUUCAUGUUAUAUUUAAUUAAAAAGAUUCACACCACCAUCACACUGGGACAAGACUAAUGCUGUGUUAAUCUAUAUUCUCACUAAUUCACGGAGUAAGCAUAUACAUGUUAGAUUUUCUCUUAUUAUUUUCAUAAUCAUUACCAAGGUACAUAAAAUUCCCAUUUGGAGAAAAAUAAUGGAAUUUGGAAUACCAGUAAUAGAAAAUUGGGAAGGGGGACAGGUUAAAUUGAGAAAAACAUGGAUGCUAAUUUUAUUCCAUCUUUCAAGUUUUGGUUUUUGCCUUACCUUUACGAAGUGAAAAAGGCAAAAUAUAGAUACUACUUUUCCGACUGUGGCUUAACAUUAAAAUUUCGUGUUUAGAUCAGUUUCUCACAAACUAUAAGUCCUAGAUUAGCGGAAUUUGGUUUAUAGUUGCAUCUGUGGAUGUUCAUCACAGUGCACCAAAAUAUUUAAUUUCACAGAAUUCUUGUAAACUGGUGAUUCAAAUUAGAACACUCUCAUAACUAUAAUUCUAUGUUUUAGGGCUAUUUUCAGUUCACUAUAUUUUGUUGCACAGUCAUCACAACUGUAAUAAUAAUCUAGGUAGAUAUUGCAAACAAACAAUGCAAGUAAACCUUUGUAAUUGGAGGCGGGGGUGGGAGAGGGGGUAUUGGAGAAACAAUGAAAGUAAUAUAAAAAAGAAAUUGUAUUACUUCCAAGUAGUGGGAAAAGCCUACCUGGCCACUUGCAGAUGAACUAGUCCAUUAAGAUUUUUGAAUAAAGUUUACAGCAUUUCAUCUCUAAACUUCUUUUCAGUUUGUUUAUUAUUCUGCAUUCCAUGUUAUAGAAUGUAUAGCCAGUUCAUUAACAUAGGUCUGUUUGUUUACAAAGCUCACUGAACUCGUUAUUGGCAUCUAGAUAUUAUUCAGUAUGUACACGGAAGCUGUCAGUCAAAAACAGUUAACAGUUCGAUCUAACAUAAUAAUUUAACUAAAUUAAUAACAAAUUGUUCAAUACUUUAAUCAGCCUUGUCUUCUAAAAUGUAUUGACAUAUUCGUUGAUACUAUUUUUAAAAUGUACCGGUACUCGAUACAUGUAAACUAUUUUCUAUGUAAUAUAUCACUUUUACUUUACUAUUUUCUAGCAGGAGUCAGACAUCAAAUUUCUUCUUUUUCAUUUUUCGCUUAAAAUCUUACAGUUGCAAAUGAUAAAUAUUUGUGAUCACAUGUGCUUUUCCUUUUGUGGUCAAAAUAUUCCAAUAAUUUUAGUUCCAUUUUUAACUAUUUGUCAUAAUUUUGUGUUAAGCAGAUUUAAUUUUGUAACAGUAUUUUAUAAGAGGAAGGUCUUAUGGAUACAAAUGUUACAUUCAAAUGCUGUAUUCAUAUUGAACAGUAAAUAUUUUAUCAUGUAUAUUGGUUUUUCAUCCUAGCCUGAAAAGUAUUUUUUGCAUUAAUAACUUCAUUUUGCCUUGGCAUACAUGUAGAUUCUUUCUGUUAAUGUGUCCCUACUUUAGAGUUAUCUCCCUUAGACAAUGAAUCAGUAAAAUAUAUUUAAAUUUUUGUUGGAUCUAAUAGAAAAUAAAAUGGUUCAUUUUUAUUUUGUUAUUUUUUGUUGGUUUAAUUUUGAAAUUAAAAUGUUAAUUGUAUUUUUAUAAUUUCUAAAACUUAUCCCUUUUUACCUCCCCUGAGGCAGAAUUAAGUUAUUAAGUAAAAAAUACUUUUAAAAACUGGAACAUAGUAUACUUGGCCAUCUUUGAAAACAAAAUGGUUUGCUGUAACCCAAUCCAACAUUUUAUUAAUUGAUCAUUUGGCAUGUUUUUGUAAUUAUUUUCUACAUUAGUUAUUAUUAAAUUACAACAAGCAAAAGUUUUGAUUGGAAAAAAAUGUGAGUUGAUUUUUAUUAAUCCACUUAUGUUACAGCAAACAAUUUUAUUUUUUUUUAAGUUGGUUGAAAAUUAUAUGAAUAUGAUGCUUUUGUUUUAUUAUUUUGUACUAUUCAUUCGUCUUUUGGAUGGAAUUUGUACCCUGGUAUCUAUAUCGUUGAUAUCAAAAACAAACGAAAUAUGUUACGUACAUGUAUCUUGUGUUUAGAAAUCACUGCACUGCUCUUUGAAUCUGUUCAUUUAUGUGUUUUUGUUGUUUAAAUUCUUGAUUUAUUUUGUGUUAACUAUUAUCAGUUUAAUUUACUAGUAAUUGAAUGUUUACCUGAUAAUUAUAAAGUCUGGCUAUAUGUAGUUUGUCACUUAUUAUUGUAAACGAAAAUAAAAUUGAAUAUAGUAGCUUCCCAUGAAUUUAAUAUUCAGUUUGCUUGGCUGGAUAUUCAAAGAAAUUUGUUUUUUUAAUUCCAUACAUACCGGUACUAAAUAUUUUCUAAAUCUAUUACGUGUACAACUGUGUUUCGUAUUUUUAUUUCAGGGAAAAUGCUGAUAAAUUGAUUUAUAUGUAUAUAAUUCUGUGCUGUCAUGAAAUGAUUGACAAUUUCCAUCUAUAUAACACAUACCGUUAGCCGCAUUUAAUAAAAAUAAAAACAAAGAACAACAAGUUGAUCAUUCAGAUUUGUUAAAAAGCUUGGCUUAAAGGAUAUUUACUGAAUUUCUGUCUUUUUACAGAGAAAAUUUAGUAGCAGAUUUGAUAUACAAGUAGUUACUCGUAACGGAGCUGAUAUGUAUUUGUUCCAAGUUUCAAAAAAGUCGAGAUGCAUACAUGUAGGUAUUUAACAUUGAUAUAUAAACUGUUUGUUGGGUUUUCAGCUUUCCUUGGGUAUUACUUUGAAUUUACUGUCUUUGAUGUCCCACUUUGAAAGGUUGUUCACCAGUAUGUAAAAUAUUUUAAAAUAUAUCUUCACUUCUACUAGGCCUGUGCUUAUGAGACUAGUUUACACAAUGCUCAAACAUGAGUUCAAAAUAUGUUUUCAUAAUGAUAUGAGCGAUCAGAAUUCUAAUUUCUUAAUUAUUUUUUUAUGAGCAUUAUUUCUGAACCAGUUUUAAAAGAGUUUAGCAACAAAGAAAAACAUUAAACUUCAGAAGAAAAAAAUGUGUAAGAAAAUAUUGGGGUGGGGGAUUGAAAUUAAAUAUUUGUUAAUAUCAAAAACAAAAUGAUUUUGAAAUAACUUCUGUUUUUCUUCGUUUCUGUUUGUGUAAAAACACAUUACUUUGAGAUAAUUGAAACAAAAUGCAUAAAACAUUAAAAGUUUAUUCACACUUCACCCUUGGACCAGAUAAAAUAUAGAUACUUCUGUCGCUAUUUUUUAUUAAUGGUAAGCUAUUUCUAAAGUUCUGGGCCCCGUUUUACAAAGUAAUCUUAGCAGUAAGAUCACCCUAAGUACUUUAUUAUGCACUUACAGUGAUUUUAACGCUAAUAACGCUCCAUAAAACAACACCCUGGACUUUAGGGGUGUUUUGAUACAAAACAUUUGUCAUUAAUUUAGUUCAGUUAGUUGAUUUUAAUUAACACUGGUAAUAAACGUUUUUAUUAUUAGAUGCAAAAUCACGUUCAGGAACAGGAGGUGCACUUUUUCCCCAAAUUUUGAAGUGUCCCAAAACUGCAGCUUUUGGGAGAAAUUUCUACAUGUCUUAUGCACAUUAGUGUACUUUGUAGUACUGUGGCUGCUUUUUUGUUUUAAAAUUGCACCCCCUCCCUAGAAAAAUUCUACAUCUGCCCUUAAAAGACUGACAUCUUUUUUGACUUCCUUAAUAUUUUUGAAGCACAAACAUAUCCAGGGUUAUUCCUGCCUGCACCUGGAAGUUCUUAUCUACCUCUUGUUACCUGUAUUAAAAUACUGUGUAUGCCUUUUUUCUUAUAUUCACAAUGUUGUGUGCUUUAUGUAUGUCUCAGAAAUUACAAAUGUUUAUAUAUUAUCACAUAUUGUAAUAUGUAGAAAAGAUGUUCUUUCUCUUCCCCAAAAUAUUAUAUAUGUCAUUAUUAUGAAAUGCAAACUCCCUUGAAAUCUACAUUUCAGAUCUAUAUUAUGGCAAUAAAAAUCAUCACUAUUA